CUCCGCAUCUCAACACUUCACAUCUUACAGGCAGCAGGAUACGAUGCUGUUCAAGCAAACUCAAUGUCCGUUCUGGUGGAUUGUCUAGGAAAAUACCUAUCCUACCUAGCAGAGUCUGCCAAGGAGUUUGCAGAGCUCUCUGGAAGAUCUCAGAUCACGGCAUUUGAUGUUGCAUUUGGCUUAUCGGACCUUGGUAUCGAGUUAUCAGAUUUGAAGGAAUGGCUCAAAGAAAAUGGCGGAGAGAACAUUGUGGCA
Messenger RNA from Lobosporangium transversale, 255 nucleotides. RefSeq lists its product as hypothetical. The transcript has a single exon. The annotation marks the transcript as partial. Gene Ontology annotation, molecular function: protein heterodimerization activity. The record is from RefSeq and is a predicted model, not a curated record. Gene Ontology annotation, cellular component: transcription factor TFIID complex. Lineage: Eukaryota; Fungi; Mortierellomycota; Mortierellomycetes; Mortierellales; Mortierellaceae.